Ochotona curzoniae (black-lipped pika) is the source of this 2603-nucleotide messenger RNA. RefSeq names its product 40-kDa huntingtin-associated protein. Bases 1 to 1110 code for a protein of 369 amino acids. Gene Ontology annotation, molecular function: protein binding. The record is from RefSeq and is a predicted model, not a curated record. NCBI's taxonomy places the organism in Eukaryota, Metazoa, Chordata, Mammalia, Lagomorpha, Ochotonidae. Gene Ontology annotation, cellular component: early endosome. Gene Ontology annotation, biological process: vesicle cytoskeletal trafficking. The transcript has a single exon.
AUGGCGGCGGCCGCGGCGGGCCUGGGCGGUGGUGCCGGCGCGGGGCCCGAGGCCUCGGACUUCCUGGCCCGUUACCGGCUGGUGUCCAACAAGCUGAAGAAGCGGUUCCUGCGCAAGCCCAACGUGGCGGAAGCCGGCGAGCAGUUCGGGCAGCUGGGCCGCGAGCUCCGCGCCCAGGAGUGCCUCCCGUACGCGGCCUGGUGCCAGCUGGCGGUGGCGCGCUGCCAGCAGGCGCUGUUCCACGGGCCCGGGGAGGCGCUGGCCCUCACCGAGGCCGCCCGCCUCUUCCUGCGGCAGGAGUGCGACGCGCGCCAGCGCCUCGGCUGCCCCGCCGCCUACGGGGAGCCGCUGCAGGCCGCCGCCAGCGCCCUCGGCGCCGCCGUCCGCCUGCACCUGGAGCUGGGCCAGCCGGCCGCUGCCGCCGCCCUUUGCCUCGAGCUGGCGGCCGCCCUGCGCGACCUGGGCCAGCCGGCCGCCGCCGCCGGACACUUCCAGCGCGCCGCCCAGCUCCAGCUGCCCCAGCUGCCCCUGGCCGCGCUGCAGGCGCUCGGCGAUGCCGCCUCCUGCCAGCUGCUGGCGCGGGACUACAACGGCGCCCUAGCGGUCUUCACGCGCAUGCAGUGCCUGGCGCGGGAGCAUGGCACCCACCCGGCGCAGCCGCCGCCGCUGCCGCCGCCGCCGCCGCCUCCCCCGGGGCUCCAGCAGCCCGCCCUGCCCGCCGCGCUGUUCGCCUCCAACGCGGGCCCCACGGUGCCCCCUCCCGCCGCACUGGGCGCCUUCUCCGACGUGCUGGUCCGCUGUGAGGUGUCUCGCGUGCUGCUGCUGCUGCUCCUGCAGCCACCACCCGCCAAGCUGCUGCCUGAGCACGCUCAGACCCUGGAGAAGUACUCCUGGGAGGCCUUUGACAGCCACGGGCAGGAGAGCGGCGGGCCGCUUCCCGAGGAGCUCUUCCUGCUGCUCCAGUCCCUGGUCAUGGCCACCCACGAAAAGGACACGGAGGCUGUCAAGUCGCUGCAGGUGGAGAUGUGGCCGCUGCUGACCGCCGAGCAGAACCACCUCCUUCACCUCCUUCUGCAAGAGACCAUCUCCCCCUCGGGACAGGGCAUCUGAUGCUCCCCGCCCCCCACCGAGUGACUUCAGGCCAGCCCCACGCAUCCAUCCGCAUCCAUCCGCAUCCAUCCUCUCUGGCGCGCGGCGCUGGGGCGGGGAGGGGGCGUGAAGACACCCUGAGUGGCCCCUUCUGCCGCUGGGAGAAUCCGCUUGGCCUCAUCCCGAAGCCUGUUUCCGCAGGCAGCGCGAAGGGCAAAGGCAGGCAUCUGACAGAAUCCCACGUGGGUGCCUUCUGCCUUCUCCGAGCGGGAGUGCCCCUUUUACCACCUCCCCUCGCUGCCCUCGGCCGCACACAGACUCGUGCUCUGUCUUCAUUCCAUAAGCAGGAUCCCGCUCUGCACAGCUCUGCCCGAAUGUGUAAGCCUCAAGCUCCAUAGUGUCCUCGUGGCCCUUCAUUUCUUAGCGCCCUUCGAGGUCUCUGAGACCGCCAGAUUGCCUUCGUCCCGGCUGCUUCGGAGCUCUGGCGCCGGAGGCCUGCUUGUCCCUUGCCGCCCAGCUGUUGCGCGCCCAAGCUGUUCAUUGAGGACUCCCGCCUCACGGCGCAGACUUGCCUCCUCCAGAAGACGUGACUACCUCCCUUGCCUAUUUGUCCAGAAGCACAGCUAGGUAGUUAGCUGUCUGUCAGCUCGGGGAUGCCGGCCUUCUUUGGAAACGUGCGGUGUGGCAGUGUAGGGCACGUGGGCCACGAGUCUAGGGCGAUCUUUCACAAAGCAGGCGCGUCUGUGGCAGAAGUUCCAGUGACACUGCUAGUCUGGUCCGGCUUCACACUUCCGCACAGUUGCGGGUCUCUCCGGAGCGGGCAUAGGCUAUCUGCCCUAGAGCUUGCGAUUUGCCCAACUGUGCAGAAUCGUGGCGUGGCCUCUGAUGCACUGAGCUCCCGUGAGGAUAGGCAAGGCAGGCGUCCCUGUUCCCCAGCAACGAGGUGGUGGCCCACAUCCCCAGGGCUUGUAGCUCCACUUGUUACGUCAGCUUGGUUCUUGUCUCAUUUUGAGAAUGAGCAUCGGUACUCUGCAGAACAGAACCCUGCUCUCAAACGUGGGGCUCUGGCAAAAUGCAUCCUCUAGGCUGAAAGUUGACACAGAGAUAGAGCCAAGGGCAAGAACAGCAUCUUCUCUCCAAGCUCUCUCCUAAUUUUCCUCGUGUGGCCAGUUGACCAAGUCAGUGCCUGGUUGUCUCUUGGAACCUGUCUCUCCCUCAGCCUCUCUCUUACAGGUAAUUAAACACUGAGACCAGUGGAGUUAGUCCCAACAUGCCUCUGAAAUCUGUCUACUUCUGCCCUUGACAUUGUUGCUGGGCAACAGCGCUAAGGUUCCCCACCCCUCUGGGGAAUGAUAGAGAUCUCACCUCUUCCCGUCACACCCACCCUCAGCUUGGAGCGUGAGGAACUAACCUGUCUAGGAGAAAUCCUUACAUCUUCAUAGGUCUAUGGAGCACUGCCCAAUGCUGUGGAUUCCUUUCAGUCUCCAGGUUUUACAAUAAAAUACAGAAAGAUU